AUGUCGGGCAGAUUCGCUUUCAGCAAGGGCCUGAAGGAGGUCCGCUUCCUGUUCUGCCAGACGGGCGAGCACAGCGCUGCCACAAGAUCGUUCCUCCUCCGAAACUACCCUACCAUGAAGAAGGACAACCCUGCGACACCGAUUCUGAUCCGAGAUGCGUCUGGCACGCUGCCCAAGGUCUAUGCGAGAUUCGAGUUCGGUAAGGAGAAGAGUCAGUCGUUGGAGGGUCUGUCCGACCAGCAAAUCGAGGAGACAGUAUCAUCCCUCGUCAAGAACAGUUCUUAAGCUGAAAAGAGAGAGGAACCUUGAAGCAUGUCUAUAACACCAAUUUCCUGGAAGCCAUAUAUAACCCGCUGUGAUGGCAUAAUGACACCCGCAACCCCAUCAACGCAACCGAUGGAUUGUCACGAUUGUUGAAUUUGUCGAGAAAACCUCCUGCUUCAGUCGCCAAGG
This is a messenger RNA of Neurospora tetraspora, 453 nucleotides long. RefSeq names its product NADH-ubiquinone oxidoreductase 10.5 kDa subunit. NCBI's taxonomy places the organism in Eukaryota, Fungi, Ascomycota, Sordariomycetes, Sordariales, Sordariaceae. The transcript has 4 exons. The record is from RefSeq and is a predicted model, not a curated record. Bases 1 to 285 code for a protein of 94 amino acids.